Ectocarpus sp. CCAP 1310/34 is the source of this 1186-nucleotide messenger RNA. The record is from the annotation of a GenBank genome assembly. Lineage: Eukaryota; Phaeophyceae; Ectocarpales; Ectocarpaceae.
UGUCGAGCUGAAUGUCGCGAGCGCCGACAUGGCCGGGAUCUUCGCGAGAAACGAUGUCGCCGACGUCCUUCGCGGCGCCGUGCUCUCGCCGGCCCUGACCGUGGACGCCUACUACUCCCCCGUGGUGUCCAACCUGUCCCCGCUGUUCAAGCUCCCGGUCGACGGCGUCCAGAGGGGGCGGGACCACGGGCUGCCCUCGUACAACGCUGCCCGAGAGGCGUACGGCCUGGACCCGGCGACGACGUUCGAGGACGUCUCAGACGACGCCGACCUGGCCUCGCGCCUGUCCGACGCGUACGGCGGGGACAUCGACGGCCUCGACGCCUUUACGGGGGCGCUGGCCGAGGGGACGGACUCGAGCACGGGGGGCGUGCUGGGGGACCUCCUCGUCGCGGCGUGGUCGGACCAGCUCACCCGCUCCAUCGCGGGGGACAGGUUCUAUCACCUGCACGUCCGUAACAUGGAGAACGUGGCCAACACGACGCUCAUGGAUGUCAUCGGCCGCGUCACGAACGCCACGGACCUACCGCUCUCCGUGUUUCAGGCGCCCAGCAUCACCGUGUGCGACGGAGGGUGCGCCGGAGACGGAGAUGGCGUCGCCGUAUUGUCGGACAACUUCGAGCUCGAGUGGGAGGAACUGGAGGACGACCAGAUGGCCAUCACGUUUCGAUGCAAGGAUCUCGGGACGUCGGGGUGGAUGGGGGUAGGGUGGGGAGGGCUGACGAUGGAACUGGCCCAGGAUUAUAUUAUAUGCGAGAUCACCGACGAGAGCACUGCUUCCUGCACAGAUCGUGCUUACACGACCGAGCGCGAGGCACCCCCCCUGGACGCCGCGGGCGAGACCUCCCUCAACAUCACCGACGUCUCCAUGGAGGACGGGUGGACGUCCAUCACCUUCCUGCGAGACCGAGGGGCGUUCGAUGACGAGGACUACGACCUGGGGUCGGACAUCGACGACGCGGUGGACACUCUGGUCAUAUACGCCUAUCGCGAGGGGGAGGGUAUCGGGCAGCACCCGAACGGAAACCGCGGGGCCGCCACGGUCAACUUCGCCACCGGCAACGUGGAGGCGGAGUGCGACGACGACGACUUCGUGCUCCUGCACGGGGCCCUGAUGCUUGUCGCCUGGAUGGUGCUGGCACCCCUAGGCAUCUACUACGUCAGGUGUUUGUUUUACUCCUCGUGA